CGGAUACGUGUCUCGCUGUCAGCAUCCUUCCGUCAUGGCGUCUACUCGGACUAACCCUAUUGUUAACCUGCACUUUCUGACUGUUUUACUCCUGCUGGCGAUAUGUCUGCCUUUCGGAGGAGGACAGAAGAAGAAAGAGAACCUGCUGUCGGAGAAGGUUGAGCAGAUGAUGGAGUGGUCUUCUCGACGCUCAGUCAUCCGCAUGAACGGAGACAAGUUCCGCCGUUUCGUCAAGGCCCCGCCCAGGAACUACUCCGUUAUCGUCAUGUUCACCGCCCUGCAGCCUCAAAGGCAGUGUUCGGUCUGCAGGCAAGCGAAUGAAGAAUACCAGGUCCUGGCAAACUCCUGGCGUUAUUCAUCUGCAUUUUCCAACAAGCUCUUCUUCACGGUUGUGGACUACGAUGAAGGAGCUGACGUCUUCCAACAGUUGAACAUGAACAGCGCUCCAACUUUCAUGCAUUUCCCUGCAAAGGGAAAACCUAAGAGGGCCGAUACGUUUGACCUCCAGAGGAUCGGCUUCGCCUCAGAGCAGCUGGCCAAGUGGAUUGCCGAUCGCACAGACGUUCAGAUCCGUGUCUUCCGUCCUCCAAAUUAUUCCGGGACUAUUGCUUUGGCUCUUUUGGUGUCUCUGGUUGGAGGUUUGCUGUAUCUGAGGAGAAACAACCUGGAAUUCAUAUACAACAAGACUGGAUGGGCCAUGGCCGCAUUGUGUGUGGUUUUUGCAAUGACAUCUGGACAGAUGUGGAAUCACAUUCGAGGUCCUCCCUACGCCCACAAAAAUCCACAAAACGGACAAGUGAGUUACAUCCACGGCAGCAGCCAGGCUCAGUUUGUGGCCGAAUCUCACAUCAUCCUGCUCCUGAAUGCUGCGAUCACCAUGGGAAUGGUUCUGCUUAACGAAGCCGCCACCUCUAAGGGAGAUGUUGGCAAGAGAAGGAUCAUCUGCCUGGUUGGCCUCGGGUUGGUGGUGUUUUUCUUCAGCUUCCUGCUCUCCAUCUUUAGGUCCAAGUACCACGGAUACCCCUACAGCUUUCUUAUUAAGUAAAAUGCUAACUGAGGAGGACGAGCAGGGCAGAGGAUGAUGAAGAUGCAGUAUGGAUUGAAGAGGAGAGAAGAAAAUAUUUGGAAAACUAAACGCGCUUUGUGGGAUUUUUCUUUUGUGUUGCUUCUGGUGUCCUGGAACCAUGGUGUUAAAAAAAUAAUUUUAUUUUUUUUGUAAUGAUGGAAAUAAAGUUGUUGGCACGUCUGAUCUUCACAACAUUCUCAUUGGAUUAACUUGUUUUUUUUUCCACAAGAUCAAUCAGUCAAUCAGCUAAGGCUGUUUUUACAUUUUCAGGUUAGCAGCUAAAGCAUAUUUGUAACAACUGAUCCAUAUUUAAAAGUUCCACCUUUGAGGUUUUUUAGGCAGGGAAGUUUCUCAAUUAAUGGAAAUGUGUAAAUAGAUUAAUUUUUUUUAUUAUUAUUCUUACAAUUUUUCCUGUAUUGAUGCAUCGGAAAACUUAGGAUGUUUGAUCUUGGAUGUAUUAAAACCUUUUAAUACUGCCUCUAACGUACGUGUCACUCCAUCAGUGAACUACGUUACGAUAAAAGCGCAACAAGAAUAAAAAAUUUGGCCUAUAUUUCA
Messenger RNA from Xiphophorus couchianus (Monterrey platyfish), 1624 nucleotides. RefSeq names its product tumor suppressor candidate 3 (gene tusc3). Gene Ontology annotation, cellular component: oligosaccharyltransferase complex. The transcript is spliced from 10 exons. NCBI's taxonomy places the organism in Eukaryota, Metazoa, Chordata, Actinopteri, Cyprinodontiformes, Poeciliidae. Bases 35 to 1045 code for a protein of 336 amino acids. The record is from RefSeq and is a predicted model, not a curated record.